ACUCUCUCUUCCACUCCUUAUCAUAGUUCAUAGUUCAUAGUUCAUAGCUUUGAAAUCCAUUCUUAGCAUGCUUUUUAGUCAUGAACGUGCUUUUAGCUUUGAAAUCAAUUUUUAACUUGCUUUGAAAUCUAUUCUUAAGUGGAGCUGUGACAAGUAUUACCUUCUAAUAAAGGAUUGUGGGGCUCUCUUAAGAGAUGUAUAAUAGUAAGUCUGUAAGUCUUACGUCACACAAUCUAUGGUCGAAACCAAUUUAUGAACAAACCUUCUUCAAUCAACUGGCUUUCUUCAUCUAAUCUGGACAAUAAUCUCAUAAUAUCACAAGCAUUAAUCUAAAUUUGAUUAAAAUCACAAAACAAGCUUAAAUUUAAUUUUAAAAAAAAUUCACCAUGUCAAAUUGUCAAUGAGGUUUCGGCUCUUGCAUUGGGUUAGAACCUUGUGGAGUUAGGUCUUUGCUUAGCAUUUGGCUUUAGUUUCACUGACCCAAAUACCCAAUCAUAUAGACAAAGGUCGUCUUUAUCUUCAAAUGUUUUUAAGAUGGAUCCAUAUAAUUUGAUUCAACAGAGGCCAAUAGGGUUAUUUCAAACUGGGGCUUUGAUAAUUGUUGGUUAAUCCAUGAUGUCAUAAAAUCUUAAUUUUUAGGAUCUUUAUGUUCGCCGAUUAAAGAAGAAUAAAAUAAAAAUUUUGAUAGAAAAAUAAAUCAAAAGCAAGAGAAUUAGAAUGACCUAGAGGGAUGGAGGCCAAGAGAACAGAAGCAUUCAAAAGUCUAAAUUAUUAAAUAAAAAAUUAAUUUUAUUUUUAUAUAUUAUUAUUUUUACUCUCAAUAAAAAAAAUUACAAGCUUCAAGAGAUAGAGUGGUAGAGAAGGAAGAAGUGGAAAAGGGGCAGAACCUUGAAAAGUGUUUAUUUUUUAUGCAGAAAUUUUGGACAUAUAUUUGAGAUUUCAUGAUAAGAGGAUAUUUUUAGAUAAAUUUAUUUUUCUGUCUUUUAAAUAAAUUUAUUUUAAAUCUUACAGAUAACUAACUUAAAUAAUAAUUUUAUUGAUUAUAUGAAAUGUCUAAAUACUUUUAGUGAUUAAAAUUAAUACAAGAGUAUUUUAAAUAUUUUAGAUAAUAAAAUUGCUACCUAAACUAUAAAAUAAGAUUAAAUAGUAUUAUGCACGAGCAAGAUGAGACAAAAGAGAGAAUAUCUUGUCUCGCAACAUGCAUUGAGCAUCCCAUUUUGUAACCAUUAUUAUUAUCCUACAUAUAAUUUAUAACUUUAUAUUAAAGAAACACGUAACAGCAUGCACAGUGCCAUUGAUGGAGUUUUUAAACAUAUUUGAAUAUUUUAUUAUUUUAUAUAGAACUUUUAAAUAUAUAGAAAGAUGAGGUUUUUUUAUUUAUUGUUUAUAUUUUGAUGAUGUGAUAAAAUUUCAAUUUUACUUUUAUAUAUAUUUUUAAUUAAUAUAACUAUUUAUUUUAUAAAAACACAUUGAGAAUAGACGUUUGUGAUUGAGGUUAGGUGGGUGAGGCAAGGUGAGUUUAAAUGUAUAAAAAUGUUUAGUAAAUUGAUUAACUUUAGUUAAGUUUUAAUUAUGAUUAUUUGAUAAAAUAUUUGAAUUUAUUAAAUACAUCAAAAUAUUCCAGUUGAAUUUGGGUCUUCUAAGCUCUGACACACCUAAAGUGAGUCGAAUUUAAUUAAAUUUGAAGUUCACCAAAUACCUUAUUUAUUAUAUAUGUUCGAUCAUCAACUCAAACUUAAGUAACAUCCAAACUGAAAGCGAAAAUGGGGCCAAAAUUAUGAACUUCUCUUCUUUCUAGAUCAAUGUCCUGCCCAGUUUACUAAAUAUUAAAAAAAAACAAUUAAAACAUUGGACUACUUCAGCCCUGUUAACAAAGUUGGUGACAUUUAACUAAUUUGUUUAAAAAUUACAUAACAAAUACGUAAUAUAGUGAUAAAAUUAUUUAAAAAUAGUUAUUGUUUAAAAAUUAUGAGUUUAAAUCUUGUUAAUUUAAUUAAUUUUUAUUUUUUAAUCAAGAUACAUGAAUAAAUCUUGCGUAUACCAAAAUUUUGCAUACUGAGAUGUAAGCGUAGCAUUUUACUAGAAAAUUUGUGCUACUACAUAGACAAUAUCUUUAUUUAAAAUGAUAUGACAUUCAUAUCCAUACAUUCACAAUGAAAACUCACUGAAUUAAACUAUAUUGAAAAAAUGCUAUUGUUAUAAUAUUUUUGUGAAUUUUAUAUUUAACCAUAUGCGUGGAAAUAUUGUUUUCAAAAGAGAGCAACGGAACAAUGUCUCAACUCACUACCUGGGCAAUAAUGGGAUGAAUAUGUUAACUGUUAUUAAUAAAUGAGAAUAAAAUCUUCUAAAAUUAAUAUGUGAAAUUGACUAUUAGAUUAGGAUUUAGACAAUUGAGCCUUUAUUUUUAUUUUUUUGCAAAUAAUUAGCGGUUAUUCUUCUAUCCAUAUUAGAUCUGAAGCCAAAACUAAAUAUAAACUCGAAUUAAAUUCAACUCAUUAAUGGCCCUGCAUCUGCAUUAUCUAGUAAGAAGAUUGUAAAUCUCGUUUAGGAUGGGUAUGAAGAAUGAGUCUUAUUUUUUAACUUAUUCUAGUAUGAAGAAUGAAUCUUAUUUUUUGAAAAAUCAGAUUCUGUCUCUUUAGACAUUGUUGUCAUACCAUCAUAUUUUUUUAAGAUUUAUGUUAUUUUUCAUUUUACUUUUUUAUUUUUUAACUCUCAAUGCUAUUAAUUUUAACUUUCAAUUGAUACAAGUAUUCAGGUGCUAUGAUAAUAACUUUGAUUUUUUGUCUGUUAUGUGUAAAUAAAUUUCUAACAUUCAAGUUAUGACACGCUUAGUGAAUAUACAAAUAUCACAGUUUGUCUUGAUUGCAAAUCAUAGGCACGAGUCAAAGUUUAUUCAACAAAUUGUCAAAGCAAUUGAUGACAAGCUCAGGCCAACAAUCUUGAAUGUUGCCCCAUACCUCGUUGGACUAUAUUCUCGUGCUAGAAUGAUUAAUUCAUGGUUAGAAGGUAGAGAAAGUGAUGUUGGAAUUGUUGUCAUAUGUGGGAUUGGUGGAAUUGGCAAGACAACCAUAGCAAAAUUUGUGUACAACUUAAAUUUCUUCAAAUUUGAAGGUAGCAGUUUCAUAGCAAAUAUAAGAGAAGUUUCAGGACAACAAAAUGGCUUUAUUCGUUUGCAAAGAAAACUUCUUUCAGAUAUCCUAAGGGGAAGAAAGGAGAAAAAAAUAAACAAUGUUGAUGAAGGGCUUGUUAAGAUUAAACAAGUUGUAGGUUCCAAAAAAGUUCUUAUAGUUCUUGAUGACGUGGAUAAACGAGAACAAUUAGAUGCAGUUAUUGGAAUGCAAGAUUCGCUUUCUCCAGGUAGUAAAAUGAUCAUAACCACUAGACGACAACAUUUACUAAGAACUCAUGAACAUUGCAAAAUACACAAGGUAGACCAGUUGAAUCCUCAUGAAUCCUUAGAGCUUUUUAGUUGGUAUACCUUUGGACAAAACCAUCCUAUUGAUGGUUAUUUGGUGCAGUCAAAGAUGGCAGUAGAGUAUUGUAAUGGGCUCCCGCUUGCUCUUAAAACUUUGGGUUCUUCAAUGUCUGGGAAAAGUUUAGAUGUGUGGAAAAGUCAACUUCAAAAAUUGAAAGCAGUUCCUGAUAGUGAAAUUCUUACAAAACUAAGACUAAGUUACGACUCUUUACAAGAUGAUCAUGACAAAGAUUUAUUUCUUGAUAUUGCUUGCUUCCUUGUGGGAAAAAACAAGGACUAUACAAUUACAAUCCUAGAUGGAUGUGAUUAUUGCUCAUUAAUUGGAAUUCACAACCUCAUUGACAGAAAUCUGUUAGCAGUUGACACACAUAACAAGUUGGUAAUGCAUCAAAUAAUUCAAGAAAUGGGAAGGGAAAUUGUUCGACAAGAAUCACCCAAAGCAUUAGGAGAACGCAGCAGGCUUUGGAAUCACGAGGAUUCCCUUAAUGUCUUGAGAGAAAAAAUUGGCACAAGAAAAAUCAGGGGCCUCAUUCUUGAUACCCAUUUCUUAAAGGAAGAUAGAGCUAAAGGGAAUGACUUUGGGCCCCAUGAAGAAAGUUGGUCUAACAAGCGUAAGAGAUAUCCGUUUGCCUUCUUCUCUAGUCUCUCUGUAGGCAUUGCUACAAAAACUUCAAAUGAAGUAGUACUGGAAGUUAAUGCUUUUGCUGGGAUGUCCAACCUACAACUUCUACAAAUUAGCAAUGUACAACCAUGUGGAAACUAUGAAAAAUUUCCCAAGGGAUUGAGAUGGCUGUGUUGGUCAGGUUUCCCAUUACAAAUGAUACCUGAUGAUUUCCCUUUGGACAGGCUAGUUGCUCUUGAAAUGCCUUAUAGUUGCUUGAAAAAGGUUUGGAAUGGAGCGAAGUACCUUGUAUUAUUGAAACUCCUUAAUUUAAGUCAUUCCAAUAACCUUUAUGAGACUCCUAAUUUCUUGAUGCUGCCCAAUCUCGAGAAACUUAUACUUGAAAACUGUGCAAGGUUGGUUAAAGUUCAUGAAUCUAUCGGACACCUAGAAAGUCUUAUUUUCUUAAGCUUGAGGAAUUGUCAGAACUUGAGGAAGCUUCCUGAAAUCAUUUAUAAGCUGAAAUCUCUAGCAACACUUGACAUUUCUGGUUGCAUAAAUCUUGAAAAUAUUUCAGCAGAGUUGGGCAAUAUGGAUUCUUUGACAGUGCUCCAUGUAGAUGGAACUAGAAUAAGUCAAUUUCUCUGUAUCACUCAGGAGGUCAAAGCAUGGCCUUUGUCUGUAUGGCCUUGGCAAUCAAGUCUAAGAAGUUGUCCAGAAACUUCACGGGUUUCUUUUCCACAGUCAUUGGUAAAUUUAAGUCUAGAAAAUUGCAAUUUAUCUGAUGACAGUUUCCCUCUUGAAUUUGGCAACCUAUCUUCGUUGCGCUCAUUAAAUUUGAGCAAUAAUGCAAUGUAUGGCCUCCCGAAUAGCAUCAGGUGUCUUUCUAGACUACAGUACUUGUAUUUUCUAUCAUGCCCAAGGCUUAAGAAUAUUGAUUGUUUGCCGCAAAAUAUAGAAUUACUGAUGGCUGAUGGAAGUAAGUUGCUGGAAAAAAUAAGCUUUGAAUCACAGGGCAUCACUCCUGGGUUAAGGUUAGGCUACGAAAGUUGUUUGAGUCUAAUUGAGAUUGCGGGCCAAUUCAAGUUGGAACCCUUAGAAAGUGUUGAUGCAGAGCUAAUUAACAACUUGGGCUUAUGCGACUCUAAAGCUGUGGAGAAAUCACCUAUAGAGCUUCUCUCAAACGUUGUAGCUAGAAAAAAGAGGAUGCUUUGUCCCCAGGUAUUGCACGAAAGUCGUAUGCUAUCCACUUUUAUGCGGGGAAGCAAGAUUCCUACGAGUUUCAAUCACAAGAACAUAGGAUCCUCAAUUUCUUUUACUACUAAGCCCUCUAAUGUUUAUUUAAGAAUUCAAGGCUUGUCGGUAUGUUCUAUUUAUUCAUUUUCUAAUACUCCUGAUGCUCUACUAGCUCCAUCUUUCUAUGGGGACAACUGGGGCUUACACACUGUUAUUAGUAAUGAAACCAAGUAUUUGAAAUGGAGCUACUGCCCGCAAGUCUUUGGCAUUCCAGGAGUUGACGAGGACUUGUUAUGGUUAAGUUAUUGGAAGUUUGAGGAUCAUCAGCUAGAAGGUGGCGAUGUGCUAAAUAUUACAGUUUCUACAAUUGAAGCUUUCCAAGUGAAGGAGGUUGGCGUUCGUGUUGUGUAUAGGGAGGAGGCAAAAGACAAGAAGUGCAACCAGGUUACCAAUUUAGAUGACGUCCAGCCAAUCCAUCCCUAUGGAAAGGCAGUUCCUGGUUGUUGCAAUGAGGAUUGCGAGAAGUGUAAGAACUAUCCCGUGCCUACAAAUGCGGCAAGCACUAGAGUCAUUAUUAUCGGCACUCAUCCUUUGAAUUGCACAGGUUGUCCUGACGGUUAUUUGGUAGAGCACGGUACUCUCAGGGUAGGUUAAAACAUUUGGAGGAAGUUAGUUGCUUGUGAUGGAUUGGAUUUUAUCUUUUGUUUGUUUCAUGCUCAUUUAUUUCCAAGAGAAACCAACAAUAUCUAAUGGGAUUAGUGCUGUAAAUUUUAUCUGUGUGCAGCUAUAUUAUAACUAGAUCUCCUUCGUUCUUCAUCCAA
This is a messenger RNA of Diospyros lotus (date-plum), 6133 nucleotides long. Its product is annotated as disease resistance protein Roq1-like. The transcript is spliced from 4 exons. NCBI's taxonomy places the organism in Eukaryota, Viridiplantae, Streptophyta, Magnoliopsida, Ericales, Ebenaceae. The coding region runs from base 2820 to 5966 and encodes 1048 amino acids. The record is from RefSeq and is a predicted model, not a curated record. Gene Ontology annotation, molecular function: ADP binding; protein binding. Gene Ontology annotation, biological process: defense response; signal transduction.